GGAAGAAAAAGCAUUAUCCACGGAACCACCAGAGAUACGUUCGAGCUAUGGCACGCUCGAUCAGGAACGCGUACCACCAUCCUUUCUACUAGAGCAUCUUUCAACCGAUCGCAUUGAACAGACAAUCAGUUUCAAUGCGCGACUACACCAUGUGCGGUCUGUAAGCUCAAAGCUAGCCUUCAUCCUUCUGCGUCAACAGGUUGACACUAUACAAGGCGUUUUGCAAGUCCGAGAAGGGGCUGUAUCAGAAAACUUCGUACGAUGGGCUGAGCAUUUGAAUACCGAGUGCUUAGUGCAUGUCCGAGGUAUUGUACGCGAGCCACCAGAACACAUCAAGACUUGCAGCGUACAUAAUCUCGAAAUCCUCAUCGAUAGUAUGCAUGUCUUAGUACAAGUUGAGGAGCCCCUAGCUAUUGAUGUUUAUAACAUGGAGCAGGUGGAAGAAAGUGAAGAGAGCCACGAGACUCGUCUGGCAGCUUCAAACCGAGUUCGCACUGCGAACCGACUCCUUUUCCUUCGGACCCCAGUCAUGCAAAGCGUUUUUCGAAUUCGUUCCUCCAUCUGCAACGUAUUUCGCUCCACGCUUGACGAGCAAGGAUUUAUUGAGAUCCAAACACCCAAGCUCCAGCCUGCUGCGACCGAGUCGGGUGCUGAGGUCUUCAGGGUUAAUUACUUUGAUAGAACCGCGUUUCUCGCACAGAGCCCGCAAUUGGCGAAACAGAUGGCAAUCUCUUCUGAUUUUGGUCGCGUUUUUGAGAUAGGGCCGGUUUUUAGAGCCGAAGACAGCAAUACUCACCGACAUCUAACUGAGUAUACCGGUCUGGAUCUGGAGAUGACGAUUCACAACGAUUACCACGAAGCUAUGGAUGUGAUUGAUGGGCUGUUAAAAUCCAUUUUCAAGGCAGUAUAUUCUCGAUGUCGCAAGGAAAUUGAAAAUGUCAAGACUAAAUUUCCUCACGAGGACCUCGUCUGGCUUGAACAAACCCCGCGCCUCACCUUCAAAGAAGGGGUCCAGCUGUUGAAUUCAUCAGGGUGGACAGAUGAUGACGGCAAGCCAGCCGCCGAGAAUGAGGAUCUUGGAACGCGGUCAGAAAUUCGGCUUGGUCAGCUGGUGAAAGAGAAGUAUGGUACUGAUUACUUCAUCCUUGACAAAUUUCCAACAUCGGCACGGCCUUUCUACACGCACUUAGACCCGAAUGAUGAUACAGUCACCAAUUCUUUCGACAUAUUCCUUCGAGGCCAGGAGAUCACAACAGGCGGUCAGAGAAUUAACAACCCACGACUAUUAGCUGAAAGAAUGAAGAAGGCAGGGGUAGAUUCCGACGGAAUGGAAGAAUACAUGCAAGCAUUUGAGUGGGGUGCACCUCCACACGCAGGUUGCGGUAUUGGCCUUGAACGUGUCCUAUUCUUGUUAUUGAAUUUAGGAGAUGUUCGAAAUGCCACUCUAUUCCCAAGAGAUCCGAAAUCAUUACCAGCAAAGAAACCCGGACAAUCCGACAAGCUUCCGUUCCCGGAAGCUGAUACUAUCCGUUAUACCUUUGAAGGGGAGCACGACCAUGUCCACCUCCCCGACCUAGAGAAGCUCAUCGUAAACUACGGCGAUGCGACAAACACUUCCUGGCUUGACGAACGGUAUAAAGUCUGGCGAGAUACGGAAACUGGAGCUGCAGUGGGCUACGCGGAGGAAAAUAAGUAUGCGAUGAUCAUGGGAAAUCCUCUCUGCGAUCCGCGCCAGUACGGCAUCGUCAUUAGUUCUUUCCUUAAGUACCUUAAGAAGAAUGAAGAUCUCCGGCCUAUCUGGAUCCUGGCCUCUGCGCAAGUCGAAGAUAUUCUGGGUGCGAAGCUUGGAUGGCGGACACUGACGUGUGUGGCUGAGGAACGUGUGGAUGUGAGCAACGCUAAUAGGGUGGUUAAGAAGGAGCGCCAAGCAAAGAAUGCCGAAGUGAAAAUCCACGAAACCGCACUUGGCCAACCGGUCCCCGACGAGGUGAGAGCAAAAUGUGACAAGCGAAUUGAGGACUGGAAGGAAGGCCGUAAAGGUCGAAAGCAAGUCCACAUUACUGAAGUUCGGCCAUGGGUGUCAAUGGCUCACCGUCGCUACCUUUGGGCCGAAGAUAAGAACGGCGAAAUUGUCGGACUUGUCAUCUUGCACCGCCUCUCGCCUGAACACGGUUAUCAAAUCAAGUUCGCCCUUGAUUUCCCUGGUUCACCAUCCGGAAGUAUCGAAGCCCUUAUUUCCCGCGCUAUCCAAAGCCUUACAGCUUCAGGGAUCAGCAGUGUGACUUUCGGUGCCGGUGCCAUGGACGAGCUAGUCAUCGGUAGCAACCUAAACGGCAUCAAAGCCAGGCUCCUUAGCCGCACGUACAAGACGGUGGCACAGCAGCUAAAACUAAUUGCCAAAAGCGAGUUCAGGGAGAAGUUCGGCGUGAAGCAGGAGCCGGUUUAUAUCUGCUAUCCUUUCAUGGGCCUCGGAGUUUCCGGGGCCAGGACAUUGAUCAAAUUUUUCGAGGACGAGAUGUAAUUAUCUGUAUUCCCAAACAUUGAUACUCCACUUCUUUGUUUUUUUCUUUUUCAUCUGGCGGCAUGGCUUAAUGGUGAGGAGUUUUGGGAAGCGGAAUUUGAUAUACCAGGAUAGACGAUCUGGGCGCAUUUGACAUUUUUACUUAGUAACGAUAGAUACCCAUUAACGGUAACGUAUCUUGGAUGAGGAUUGAUAUAGAUUAUAAUGGACGGCAUAUUAUCAAGAUCAUGAAUAGGAUGAAAGCAAGC
Molecule: messenger RNA, 2769 nt
Organism: Annulohypoxylon maeteangense
Lineage: Eukaryota; Fungi; Ascomycota; Sordariomycetes; Xylariales; Hypoxylaceae
Exons: 1
Coding region: 377-2521 (714 amino acids)
Biological process (GO): aspartyl-tRNA aminoacylation
Cellular component (GO): cytoplasm; aminoacyl-tRNA synthetase multienzyme complex; cytosol
Molecular function (GO): aspartate-tRNA ligase activity; RNA binding; ATP binding
Source: RefSeq, a predicted model, not a curated record